This is a messenger RNA of Camponotus floridanus (Florida carpenter ant), 900 nucleotides long. RefSeq lists its product as uncharacterized. The record is from RefSeq and is a predicted model, not a curated record. The transcript is spliced from 3 exons. The coding region runs from base 1 to 900 and encodes 299 amino acids. NCBI's taxonomy places the organism in Eukaryota, Metazoa, Arthropoda, Insecta, Hymenoptera, Formicidae.
AUGGUAUCACUACCACCGCCACCGCCGCCGUCAGCGUCGUCACCGCUGUCAUCGCCGAAACCGUCGUCACCGCUGCCACCGUCGCCGUCAUCAACGGUAACGACAGCGGGGCAAGUAGAGCGAGCAGACACCGAACACAGCGAACCUGAGGCUAUAAACGCAGCACACCUAGUAAAACUGCCGCCGUUUUGGAAAGAAAAUCCAGUGUUAUAUGGUUCACGCAGAUCGAAGCAGCAUUCGCUAUAUCCAGAGUUACAGGCGACGAGACGAAGUUCAGAUAUUCUGGCCACGCCGCCGAUUGCAAACAAGUACGAAACUCUUAAGCAGAGAAUAAUAGGAUCGUUUGAUGAAACCAACGAAUCCAAACUGCGGAGAUUGCUACGUGGAAACGAGCUCGCGGAUGAGAAACCCUCAAGCUUCCUGCAGAGACUGCGAAAUCUUUCAGGGAGUCAGUGCACCGACGCAGUACUUAGAACAUUAUUCUUAGAGCAGCUGCCUGACAACGUACGUAGUAUCUUAGCCAUAAGUGAAGUUACAGAUUUGUCGAAAUUAGCAAUGCAAGCUGACAAAAUCACGGAUAUGUCAAGAGUUAGUGUAACACAAGUCAAUGCCGUUGCAAAAUUGCCACAUUCGGGAGAAGCUACCGCAUCUUGCGAACUCAAGGCUGCGAUUGAUGCAAUUGCAGAGCAACUAAAAGAGUUACGCAGUGCACAACAGCGAGACAGGUCCAAAAGUAGAGGACGUGACAAGUACGCGCGCAGGAAUAAAUCAAGAUCAAAAUCUCAAGAGCAUCACGAAUCCAAUACAUGUUAUUACCACCGGAAGUUCGGGCAGAAAGCGUUCAAAUGCUUAUUACCAUGUGAGUGGAAAGAUCCCAAGGCAGCGAUCGCGGAAAACUAA